This is a messenger RNA of Clarias gariepinus (North African catfish), 3000 nucleotides long. It is a transcript of the gene serinc4, whose product is annotated as serine incorporator 4. Bases 1 to 1503 code for a protein of 500 amino acids. The transcript is spliced from 12 exons. Gene Ontology annotation, cellular component: membrane. NCBI's taxonomy places the organism in Eukaryota, Metazoa, Chordata, Actinopteri, Siluriformes, Clariidae. The record is from RefSeq and is a predicted model, not a curated record.
AUGUCGACUGCCCAGGUGAUAACCCGCAAAGGUGUCUACAAUUACUUCCUUAACAUGGUGGCCUACCAGAUAUGUUGUUGCUGUGGUCCCGCUCCAUGCUCGCUAUGCUGCUCCUUCUGUCCACCGGUCAAAUCCUCCACAAGCACCCGUCUAAUGUACACUCUGUUCCACAUCCUGGCCUGCACCGUGUCAUGUCUCAUGCUGUCUCGUACCUUCUCCGAGGCUGUGAGAGAGCAUGUGCCUUUCUUUAAUGUGGUUUGUGAUGAGACCCACGGUGGAGGAAACUGUGACAUGUUGGUCGGAUACUCUGCGGUCUACAGGGUUUGCUUCGGCACAGCCUGUUUCUACCUGAUGAUGGCCCUCCUACUUGUGGAUGUGAAGUCUAGCCAGGAUUUCCGAGCUUUCAUUCACAACGGAUUCUGGUUCUUGAAGUUCAUUCUACUGCUCGGGAUGGUUGCAGCUGCCUUCUUUAUCCCCACUGAUUCAUUCCUGCAAGCCUGGCACUAUGUUGGAGUGGUGGGAGGUUUUUCCUUCAUCCUCAUUCAGCUCAUCCUCAUCACUGCUUUUGCUCACACUUGGAAUAAGAACUGGUUAACUGGCGCAGCUGAAGAUAAGAAGUGGUAUGUGGCGGUCAUGUGUGCCACGUUCUUUUUCUACACCUUCGCUAUUGCUGCCUUUACCUUCAUGUACAAGUACUAUACGCACCCGGCCGCGUGCCGAAUCAACAAAGCACUGCUGUUUACCAACUUGGGCCUGUGCACAGUCAUGUCCCUCAUCGCUGUCACCCCCUGCGUCCAGCAAAAAAAACCCCGCUCAGGACUGUUGCAGGCCUCCAUCAUCAGCUGCUAUGUCAUGUACCUGACCUUCUCCGCCCUAUCCAGCCGUCCACCUGAGAAAGUGGAGUACCAGGGUGUCAAUGUGACCGCUUGCUAUCCUAAUGUGGGCAGGGACGAGAUUCAGAAUGAAGGAAAUGCUGUUGCUGUCAUCGGCGCUGCUAUCAUGUACUGCUGUGUGCUGUUUGCAUGUAAUGAAGCUUCUUACUUGGCUGAAGUUUUUGGACCGUUCUGGAUGAUUAAAGUCUAUCGAUAUGAAUUCCAGAAAGCUUCGUGUUGUUUCUGCUGCCCUGAACAAGAGGAAGCAAAGGAAGAGUUUGUAAUUGACGACGAGAGCAAAGGAUGCCAGAAAGUGAUUCAUAACGAGAGUCACCGUGUGGCCUACAGCUACUUUUUCUUCCAUUUUGUCUUCUUCCUAGCCUCCUUAUACGUCAUGAUGACUCUCACCAACUGGUUCAGCUAUGAGACAGCAGUCUUGGAGACCACUUUUACCCAUGGCAGCUACUCCACCUUCUAUGUGAAGCUUUCCUCAUGCUGGGCCUGUGUCCUGCUUUACCUGUGGCUCCUCUUGGGCCCGCUGUGCCGCUGCCGUCAUGAUCGCAAACAGCCACAACGCUCACGGGUCAAAAGACGAAUGGCUCCCCAGUGCCAUGUUAGAGUCAGCGUAUGACCUUUUCUCGGAUCCCACGGUGUCAAUGGGCUGAGGAACAGCCCUUAUCUUAUCAAGAAACGGGCGAGUCCUGGACUCUGAGAACAGAGGAAGAGAUUUUCCUACAAGCAUUCUGAUGCUUAAUAUGUACAGCCUAACUCCAGGAUCCAGGUGGAAUUAUGUCUGUAUGUUUACUACCAAGGCGACUGUGCACUCGCCGAUAUUGCCAAACAAGGGUGAACAAAGUACAUGUCCAAGAUACCCGUCUCUCAGUUAGGAAUAAUCUCAGCGCUAGACAUCUCUUCAAACAGACUGCUGUUUAGAAGGAAUUACAUUAGAUCAGACAUGAACUACAUUAGAUCUGUUUAAACUUUGUGUAUAGUUUUAUAUGCAUUUGGAUUAUGAGUAAUCCUGUUACUUGUCAUUGCUGUUGCUCGGUAUUCUGAUGCUGGCACAUAAGGCAGCCAUAUGCUGCAGGAGAUGGUCCACCCGUUCCUGGCUAUAGUGAGAAUGAAAGCUUUGAACUGGAAUACAUUUACUAGACCAACCUAACCUUAAUUAUAAGCUCAAUGUCACCGUAAUGGAAAAACAAGAUAUUUUUGAAAAUAUAUUUCUAACAAAUGAUACAUAAUAAGCUGCUUCAGUGCAGUUAUUCAUGAAAAAAGUCGAGUGGAAGUGCCUUUAUAGGACCAAUUAGUGCUUGUAAAGUGCUUGUAAAGUGCUUAAACUGUAAUCUACAUGUGCAGCACUUCCGAAAGGUUUUCCGAAUAUGUUUGCUCAGAUUUUUGUUUGCCAUAGAUAACUAGAUUCUAGUUUAACAAGAGUUCCAGUUCUGCUUUCUUAGGAGCGCAUACAUUUUAGUGCAGUUUUUUUAAGGGCCGUCACCAUGUUAGGGCCGGAUGAUCAGGGCAGUCAUGAUAUAAUCCAGUCACAUCCGAGAUACAGAUUUGUUCCAAAUUCUGCUUGUUGAUAGCACCAAAUACAUUCGGCACAUGCUGGGCACAUGAGCUGUAUGUCAAAACCCAGUUGCGUUCCAAGUUGCCAACUAAAAAAAUGAACAAACAUCAUUUGAUAAGUAGAACUUACUCCAGACCAGGAAGGUAGUCAUGAAUUAUGGGGAUUUCAUGGCAGCUGGAAUUUCUCAUGCUUGAUGAGAGAACGACAUGAUCCAAAAAAAACCUUCAUCGUACCGCCCUUAUAUCGCUUUAUCUCUGGAGUGAAAAACAAUCAGCACAAUUACUUUUACUUGUGGUUGUAAUCGGAGAAGGGACAAGGACCUGAACCCAUCAUUUUCCAGGAAGUCUUGCAUUCCAUACUAAAUAGUGUUUUUUUUUUCUUCUAUUCUGUUAAGGACAAGAGUUGUAAUGAAUAGUAGGAGUAGUUUGCACAUAAAUAUUGUACUGAAAGCAUUGGUAUAAAAAACAUGAUGUGGUUUUAUUUGUUGGAUUUAGCUUUGUGUACAGGAUAUAUGUGUUUGGACCUCUUUUGAACUGUGCUGUUUUGUGCUGUUGUUGCAAA